CGCAAAGCUCCGGUCACACUGUCUCCGGUCCAGAGCUAAAACCAAAUCCCCUAAUUCAAUCAAUUUCAAUCUCGAACCCCACUCAUGGAUAUAGCUCUCUUCUCGCCGUCCUCCCUCUUCGCCGCCGACGAUGACUCCUCCUCCGAUGGAGAGACGAGGGAGACGAGCGAGAGCUUCGUUGAUAGGAAUCACCAGUUUCCUGGAAUGGAAUUGCAUAUCCGGGAAUUUGGUUUCCACCAGCUGAAUGCAAACUUGCUCUGGCCCGGUUCUUUCUCCUUUGCUGAUUGGUUAGUCCAGCAUCCCCACUUGAUCCGUAACCGCCGCUGUCUCGAGAUUGGAAGCGGCACGGGCGCUCUAGCGAUAUUUCUUAAGAAAGAGUUUAAUCUAGACAUAACUACUUCAGACUACGAUGACCAGGAGAUUCAAGACAACAUUGCUCAUAACUGUCUUGCAAACAACAUUACCCCUUCUCUCCCCCACAUCAAGCAUACGUGGGGAGAUAUAUUCCCAACCUCAGUUCCAGAUUGGGAUUUGAUCAUUGCCAGUGAUAUCCUUCUUUAUGUGAAACAGUACCCAAACUUGAUAAAGUCUCUCUCUUUUCUUCUCAAUUCCUGCAAACCAAAAGACACCACCAAUGCCGUUAGUCCAGCAGAUUGCAAGCUAAAUGGAGCAGAGUCUGAUCAGCUACCCUGGCCGGUGUUCUUAAUGAGCUGGAGAAGAAGGAUCGGGAAAGAAGAUGAGUCUUUAUUCUUUAAUGGUUGCCAAGAAGCUGGCCUCGACGUGAAGCAUCUUGGAAACCGAGUUUAUUCCAUCCACCUACCUUAGAGAAACCAACCUCAUCUGAAGAAUCGGAUACUACUUCUUCUCAUGAGUCUCCUUCCGCAGAUUGUUCGCCUCAUAAAUUAGGCCUAAUGUUUAUUACUCUUGCAGCUUUAUUUGGAUUAGUUUUUUUGUUGUUUUUGUUUGGCGGGGGGUGAAAUGAGAUACAGUUUUAGGAUCAUUUCGAUCAGUUUGCGUCGCUUCUCGUUAGAUUGAACUUUGUAACAAACGUUUCGCUUAUGAUCACGCUCCUAUGCAUUA
Molecule: messenger RNA, 1080 nt
Organism: Brassica oleracea var. oleracea
Lineage: Eukaryota; Viridiplantae; Streptophyta; Magnoliopsida; Brassicales; Brassicaceae
Product: protein N-methyltransferase nnt1
Exons: 7
Coding region: 85-825 (246 amino acids)
Source: RefSeq, a predicted model, not a curated record